AUGGCUUAUCCAACUGGACCUGGUCAUGGGGUUGUGGGUGCAUAUCAACACCAACCUGCACCUACUUAUGGCGGAUAUCCACCUCCACCUGCACCUGCUUAUGGCGGCGGAUACACAUACCCACCUCCACCUGCUUAUGGCGGCCAAUACACAUACCCACCUGCACCGGCUUAUGGCUGUGGAAACCCACCUGCACCGGCUUAUGGUGGCGGGUACCCAACUUUUGUUCCUGCACCAUAUGGUCCAUAUAUGCCAUACACUGCUCCGGCUGCACAGCCAAAUAGUCCUAUCAUUUCUGGUACUGUGGCAGAAGUGAUUGAAUCGCUGGCCAUAGGUAUGUUCAGGGGUGCAGUCACUAAUACCUUGUUUGGUGAUGGUAAUUAA
Messenger RNA from Quercus robur (English oak), 384 nucleotides. Its product is annotated as extensin-like. Lineage: Eukaryota; Viridiplantae; Streptophyta; Magnoliopsida; Fagales; Fagaceae. Bases 1 to 384 code for a protein of 127 amino acids. The transcript has a single exon. The record is from RefSeq and is a predicted model, not a curated record.